Halichondria panicea is the source of this 4031-nucleotide messenger RNA. Its product is annotated as ankyrin repeat domain-containing protein 24-like. Gene Ontology annotation, biological process: protein phosphorylation. Lineage: Eukaryota; Metazoa; Porifera; Demospongiae; Suberitida; Halichondriidae. The record is from RefSeq and is a predicted model, not a curated record. Gene Ontology annotation, molecular function: protein binding; ATP binding; protein kinase activity. The coding region runs from base 182 to 3712 and encodes 1176 amino acids. The transcript is spliced from 20 exons.
CCUUGAUGCUCUGGUGGUCCAGGUGGAAGGAGGAUUGGAUCUAGAGGAGAACAAAGCUGGCUCAGGGGCUUAUGGCUGUGUCUUUAGAGUGACGGUGAAUGGAAGAGACUGCAUUGCUAAAAAACUACACCACAUAUUGCUCCAAGAGCGAUACCUUGGACAGAGGGAGAGGAUUGUAACAAUGUUCCAAAAUGAGUGUCAUAUUCUGAGUGUUUUGGAUCACCCCAACAUUGUCGCUUUUGUUGGAGUCCAUUACGGCCGCGAUAAGAACGACAUCAGUCUAAUAAUGGAAAGGCUUCAUAAUUCUGACUUGGCCAAUUUCGUUGAAACCCAUCGAGACACGAAUAUCGCCACUAGAAUCCAUAUCCUGUAUGAUGUAUCCAAAGGCCUUCACUAUCUCCACUCUCUGACCCCUCCCCUCAUCCAUCGUGACCUCACUGCUCCCAACAUCUUGCUCACUGAGGACCUCACUGCCAAGAUCGGAGACCUGGGUGUCUCCAGAUACGUUGAUCUGGAGAGAUUGACUCAAAUUGUUCUAACAAGCACCCCGGGAAAUGUAGGCUAUAUGCCUCCCGAGUGUCGUGUGGAACGGCCCACCUACACUACCAAACUGGACAUCUUCUCAUUCGGUCAUCUUAUCAUUCACACUGUUAUCGGAGAUUUCCCUAAAGUCAACCACGUACCUCAAAGUAUUCGCAACUAUUUCAAGUCUAUAGGAGGAAAGGAGGAGCUCAUGCGUCGAAGCACUGAUGUCCAUGGUGACAAAAUGGGGCAGAAACACGCUCUUUAUCCUCUUGUUGUUAGCUGCCUCCAUGACCGACCUCAACAGAGACCAUCAGUUGACGAAGUGAUUGUCUCACUCAGAAAGCUGUGUCUACAGCACCCCAGGAUGGAAUUUUUAGAUGCUUGUAAGACGGGUAAUGUGGGUGUGGUUCUGGAGCUACUGGAGUGUGGGGCUGAUCCCAACCAGGCAGACAAGGAUGUUCCUCUUCACUGGGCCAUUAACAAUGGACAUGAUGAGAUAGUGAGGGUCCUCUUAGCAGCCAAGGCUACAGUCAACACUCAGACCAAGUCCGGAGUGACCCCUCUUUGGGAAGCCAGUUUCAAUGGUCACCAGAAACGUAUGGAGCUCCUAAUCGAUGCUGGGGCCAAUGUUGAUGUACCCAGAGAGGAUGGAGCCACUGCGUUGAUUGUAGCUGCUCAGAAUGGUCAUGUGAGGGCAGUGGAAUUGUUGCUUGCAGCAACGACUAAGGUUGACAUUCAAGCAAAGAAUGGAGCCACAGCAUUGUACAUGGCCAGUAAGGAGGGUCACUGUGGAGUUGUUAGAAUGUUGUUGGAGGCCAAGACUGAUGUCAAUAUCGAGACUAAUAACAACCAGACAGCUCUGCAUGCAGCCAGUUACAAUGGACAUGAUGAGAUAGUGAGGGUCCUCUUAGCAGCCAAGGCUACAGUCAACACUCAGGAGAAGUCGGGAGAGACCCCUCUUUUAGUAGCCAGUUUCAGUGGUCACCAGAAAUGUAUGGUGCUCCUAAUCGAUGCUGGGGCCAAUGUUGAUGAACCCAAAGAGGAUGGAGCCACUGCGUUGAUUGUAGCUACUCAGAAUGGUCAUGUGAAGGCAGUUGAAUUGUUGAUUGCAGCAAAAGCUCAUGUUAACAUUCAAGCAAAGGAUGGAACCACUGUGUUGUACAUGGCCAGUAAGAAUGGUCACUAUGUAGUUGUUAGAAUGUUGUUGGAGGCCAAAGCUGACGUCCAAAUCAAGACUAAUUCGGGAGAGACCCCUCUUUGGACAGCCAGUUUCUAUGGUCACCAGAAAUGUAUGGAGCUCCUAAUCGAUGCUGGGGCCAAUGUUGAUGUACCCAAUGAGAAUGCCCUUGAGGAGGCUCGACUGAGGAAAGGUGGUGCUCUCACAGAGGCAGAGAUACGUGAUGUCGUGGCUCAGGUCAACGAGGAAGUUAGACAAGAGACACUCUCUGCUGAGGCCAUUGUCACCAUCAACAGUACACUGACAGCAGAUGACCCUCAGGCUCUUCUAGAGGCGCUACAAAGCGACCAUGCCCAUCUGGAGGGUAUCCAAGAGCCCCAGGCCCCUCACUACCUGACGCUACUCAAGGCUGCUCUUGCGGUUAAGUUGGAGAGUGACCCAGAGGCAGUGUUGAGUAGGGAAGAGAUACAAGGCAUGGUGGAAAAGGCCAACGCUCAGACUGUGGAGGCACUGGAAUACGCCCAGGCGGUGAGCUCCAUCAACCGUGCUGUGGAGAGCAACGACCCAGCCGCCACAUUGGAGGCCAUCAAAGCCCCCACUACCAACAUCCGCUCCAUCACUGACAGCUGCACUGACACGUACUUAGAGAAACUGAGUGCAGCACGACAGGAGAAAAUGGACAAAGGAGUGUCUGACAAUGAUGGAUGGUCAGCCCACCACCUUCAUGGAGGGUACACCUACUACCACAACAGCCAGACAGGGGAGGGGCAGUGGGCAGAGCCUCAAGGAUUCACUGGAGAAUCUUGUGAACUCAGCAAAGAUGAAAUACAGGCUGUGGUUACCAAGGUGACAGCAGACUAUGACAGGUGGACUCUGAUGCAAGCCAACGAGCCACUCAUCAUCCAGAUACAAGCCAGAGUGAGGGGGGCUAGAGAGAGACGACCAUAUAAGGAGAGACUCGAGUUCCUCUCCUCACGUCAAGAGGACACUGUCAAGCUACAGGCUGCAUGGAAGGGAUUCAAACAAAGGAAGGCUUACAAGGAGAUACUCGAUUACCUCUCAAAGCAAACAGCUGUUGCCGUGAAGAAACCAGGGACCACCAGCUUCCACCAGUUGAUGGUAAAGAAGGGAGUCACUGACGAGCAGUUGGAUCCUCCAGUGCCUUCUACCACUAGCUUACUAGCUUCAGGUGAGUUCUAUACUGGAAGGAAUGAAGAGUCAACACACAAUGGCACCGAAUCCAUACAAUUAGCCUCAACUCCAAACCCUUGGAUUGCCUCUCUCCUGCCUGGAAUCCAGGCUACCAUACCAUCACCAGGUCGCAUUGGAAAAACUGUUGUGGAAGUCACUAACAAAUCUAAGGAGUUCAGCACGUUCGGAUUUAAAAUUAAAUUCCCCAAGAAUUGCCUACCUAAAGGAACCGAUACGUGUGUCCUACACAUAUUCUUUGACUCAUCCACUGACUUUGAGAUUCCUGCAAACUCAGACCUAUUCAGUUUAAUAUAUUAUGUGAAAUGUGAGCCCGAAGUGCAGUUCAAGAAGCCUCUUACUUUACAAAUACAACAUCGUGCCAGUUUAAGGGCUGACCCUCUUGUCAUUGCUCGAACAACAGACCAGAACGAAGUAUUUGAGACCCUGGAGGGUGGACACUUUCCUAUUGGCCAAUCCUAUGGAUCUAUCGAACUUACUCGUUUCGAGGGCUUUGGUAUUUACGUUCGUAAAGUAUUUGGCUUUACAAUUGAGAAAAUGUACAGUGCUUUGCUGUUUAGCAGAACUUACUUACUGCGUAACGUUGUCGUAAUUGACGUGAAAUGUGUGAUCUGUCGGGAUCUACGCACUCAUGUAAAUAUAAUUAGAGAAGAGCUUGAAGGAGAUCGCCAUGGAUUCACAAAAGAAUUGGUGGAUCGAGGUCAAAUUCAAUUUGAAAAUGAAAUAGAGAUGGAGAUACAAAACUCCCAGCCACACCGUAAUUGGACUGUUAAUAUGCAAUCGUCAUCCGUUGUGAGUUAGUUAGUGCUCUAUUACCAUGCACAAGACAAUGCAAGUCAAAAGCAUGAUCACUCGAUCUUUUGAAGGAGGGGUUAUACUGUGCACUAAGUACCGUCUCUAAUUAUGAUGUAACGUGCAUUACAUACACAUGAUCGUGUGAUUACUUACAUGCAUGCAUGCACUUUCCGUCUUGUAGCUAUCCAAAGAAUCUAUCGAUCGCUACUCAAACGUUCUACUUUCGACUAAUCAACUUGGAGUUAUCCCAGCCAUCCAUUACAAAUUUACUCUGCUUGAAAAUGAGUAUUCUCUUUCAGUAAAGUUUCUGCUGAAGAAUACCAAU